Molecule: messenger RNA, 1575 nt
Organism: Nomascus leucogenys (northern white-cheeked gibbon)
Lineage: Eukaryota; Metazoa; Chordata; Mammalia; Primates; Hylobatidae
Gene: NXN
Product: nucleoredoxin
Molecular function (GO): thioredoxin-disulfide reductase (NADPH) activity
Source: RefSeq, a predicted model, not a curated record
CCCGCCGCCGCCGCCACCGCCUCCGCCCGCCGCGCGGACAGUGGAGCGGGGUCGCAGCCGCCUGCCCGCCCUGCGGUGGGCCAGGAUGUCGGGCUUCCUGGAGGAGCUGCUCGGCGAGAAGCUGGUGACGGGCGGCGGCGAGGAGGUGGACGUGCACUCGCUGGGCGCCCGCGGCAUCUCGCUGCUGGGUCUCUACUUCGGCUGCAGCCUCAGCGCCCCCUGCGCGCAGCUCAGCGCCAGCCUGGCCGCCUUCUACGGGCGCCUGCGGGGGGACGCGGCGGCCGGGCCGGGGCCGGGAGCGGGGGCCGGGGCGGCGGCGGAGCCCGAGCCGCGGCGGCGCCUGGAGAUCGUCUUCGUGUCCUCGGACCAGGACCAGCGGCAGUGGCAGGACUUCGUGCGGGACAUGCCGUGGCUGGCGCUGCCCUACAAGGAGAAGCACAGGAAGCUCAAACUUUGGAACAAAUACCGAAUUUCCAACAUUCCAUCGCUAAUAUUCCUCGACGCCACCACUGGGAAGGUUGUGUGCAGGAACGGGCUGCUGGUGAUCCGAGACGACCCAGAAGGUCUGGAGUUCCCCUGGGGACCGAAACCCUUCAGGGAAGUCAUUGCAGGGCCCUUGCUUAGAAACAACGGGCAGUCACUGGAGAGCAGCAGCCUGGAGGGAUCUCACGUGGGCGUCUAUUUCUCUGCACAUUGGUGUCCGCCCUGCCGCAGCCUCACCCGGGUCCUGGUGGAAUCCUACCGGAAGAUCAAGGAGGCAGGCCAGAACUUCGAGAUCAUCUUCGUUAGUGCAGACAGGUCGGAGGAGUCCUUCAAACAGUACUUCAGUGAGAUGCCCUGGCUCGCCAUCCCCUACACUGACGAGGCCCGGCGGUCGCGCCUCAACCGGCUGUACGGAAUCCAAGGCAUCCCCACGCUCAUCGUGCUGGACCCGCAGGGCGAGGUGAUCACGCGGCAGGGGCGGGUGGAGGUGCUGAACGACGAGGACUGCCGGGAGUUCCCCUGGCACCCCAAGCCCGUGCUGGAACUCUCCGACUCCAACGCCGCGCAGCUCAACGAGGGCCCCUGCCUCGUCCUUUUUGUAGAUUCUGAGGAUGACGGAGAGUCCGAGGCGGCCAAGCAGCUGAUUCAGCCCAUAGCUGAGAAAAUCAUUGCCAAGUACAAAGCCAAAGAGGAGGAGGCACCGCUUCUGUUCUUCGUAGCCGGGGAGGAUGACAUGACUGACUCCCUGCGAGAUUACACCAACCUGCCUGAGGCUGCCCCUUUGCUCACCAUCCUGGACAUGUCAGCCCGGGCCAAGUACGUGAUGGACGUGGAGGAGAUCACCCCCGCCAUUGUGGAGGCCUUUGUGAAUGACUUCCUAGCAGAGAAGCUCAAACCGGAGCCCAUCUAGCGUGGCUCCGGCCUCCUGAGACGUUAUUUAAAACUCAGCCUUCUCCUCCUCCUCCCCCUCCUUCCUUCCGCCCUUGGACUUAGCCAGCGUGCCCUGAAUCACACCACCCAAGUGUCCAACCUCUCUGUGGUGCCUUGUUUCUGCAUUAAACUCCUCAGCCAGCACCCUGGGGUGCGGAAUCA